Molecule: messenger RNA, 1839 nt
Organism: Leptonychotes weddellii (Weddell seal)
Lineage: Eukaryota; Metazoa; Chordata; Mammalia; Carnivora; Phocidae
Source: RefSeq, a predicted model, not a curated record
AGGUGGCGGCGGUUGGAAUUCAAAAGUGGCGGGUGUGGCACCCGGCUGGUAGCCCCCCGGAGCCCGGAGCGCGCGUGCUUUGUGUCGCGAGCCGGCGAGAGAACGCGGGUCCCGGGAGCCCGGGCGCCGUGUCCUCUUCCAUUGUGCUCCCCUGGCGCGUGUGGUACGGAACUGGACAUGGAGCCGCAGAGGUCCCCCUUGUUGGAAGUGAGGGGGAACGUAGAGCUGAAGAGGCCCCUGGUCAAGGCUCCUUCUCGGCUGCCUCUACCGGGAACCAGGUUUAAGAGGGGGCCUGACCAGAUGGAGGAUGCCUUAGAGCCUGAGAAGAAAAGGACACGAGGACUGGAUACAGUGACCAAAAUUGCCAUGUCCCACCCCAGAGCACCUGCCCUCACUGCAAGACCACAGACACAAGGCCAGACCACAGCUCCAAAAGUUCCCAAGAAUUCAGGACCCCGAUGUUCUACGGCUAUUGCCACAGUGUUGAAGAAUCAGAAACCAGGCCCUGCCGUUCCUGCCCAGAAGCCUGCAGCGGCUGCCCCUCCCAUGGUGGGAGGGAAGAAACCCACCAAACGUCCGGCCUGGGACUUAAAGGGUCAGUUAUGUGACCUGAAUGCCCAGCUGAAGUGCUUCCGUGAGAGGACUCAGACUUUGAACCAGGAGAACCUACAACUGCAGGACCAACUCGAGGAGGCCCAGCAACAGGCCCAGGCCCUGGGGGCAGAGUGCAGGACACUGGAAGGGGAGUUGGCCAGGCUGCAGGCCCAGGCUGAGCAGGGUCAGCAGGAGUUGGGGAACCUCAGGGCCCAUGUCCUGGAGCUGGAAGAGCAGCUGGGCACAAAGGAAGGCUUGGUGCAAGAGCUCCAGAAAGAACAGUUGGGAUUGCAGGAGGAGCGAAGGGGACUGGCCGCCCGGCUGGAGGAGCAGGAGAGGAGGCUGCAGGCCUCAGAAGCAGCUCUGUCAGGCAGCCAAGCGGAGGUGGCAUGUCUGCGUCAGGAGGCUGCAGCGCAGGCGGCCGCACUGGUGGAGCAAGGAGAACGUCUGCAUGGGCUAGAGAUGGAGCGCCGGCGACUCCACAACCAGCUACAGGAACUCAAAGGCAAUAUCCGUGUGUUCUGCCGGGUCCGCCCUGUCCUUCCAGGGGAGCCCACCCCGUCCCCAGGCUUCCUCCUGUUUCCCUCUGGCCCCGGCGGGCCCUCCGAUCCUCCAACCCGCCUCAGUGUCUCCCGGUCUGACGAUCGUCGUGGGACCCUGAGUGGGGCGCCGGCCCCCACCACCCGCCACGACUUCUCCUUCGACCGGGUAUUCCCACCAGGGAGUGGACAGGACCAAGUGUUUGAGGAGAUUGCCAUGCUUGUCCAGUCAGCCCUGGAUGGCUACCCAGUGUGCAUCUUUGCCUAUGGCCAGACAGGCAGUGGCAAGACCUUCACCAUGGAGGGUGGGCCUGGGGGAGACCCCCAGGUGGAGGGCCUGAUCCCUCGGGCCCUGCGGCACCUCUUCUCUGUGGCCCAGGAGCUGGGCGGUCAGGGCUGGACCUACAGCUUUGUGGCAAACUACGUAGAGAUCUAUAAUGAGACUGUCCGAGACCUGCUGGCCACGGGGACCCGGAAGGGCCAGGGCGGUGAGUGUGAGAUUCGCCGGGCAGGGCCGGGGAGUGAGGAGCUCACUGUCACCAAUGCCCGCUAUGUUCCUGUGUCCUGUGAGAAAGAGGUAAGCACCGAGGGGCACUGGGACUGGAGAAUGGGGAGGAGCAGGCAGGGUGGCACAGGAUGUAGGUGGACGGAGGAGGGACCAGGAGAGAGCGGAAGGAUAGGGGAAGGGUGGGUUGCGUCGAGGUAG